Messenger RNA from Crotalus tigris (Tiger rattlesnake), 637 nucleotides. It is a transcript of the gene CUNH1orf232, whose product is annotated as chromosome unknown C1orf232 homolog. The coding region runs from base 1 to 570 and encodes 189 amino acids. The transcript is spliced from 4 exons. The record is from RefSeq and is a predicted model, not a curated record. NCBI's taxonomy places the organism in Eukaryota, Metazoa, Chordata, Lepidosauria, Squamata, Viperidae.
AUGUCUCAGGGAUUCUGGAGAGUCUACAAAACAAAAGUACUGCAAGCCCUUGGUGGAGAGCCUCAGGAAGAGGAGCUUCAAGAUGAGAGUGAGAAUCCUCAACUGGUGGAAACUACAGACUCCAUACUGUUGUCAGAGGAGGGAUUGAACUCCAUUUCUCAGUUGGCUCGGCAGGUCCAGGGAGCUGGAGCCAAGGGCUGGAGGACCAUGUCCUCUUUGUUCAGUCGGGAGGAUGGAGAUCAGUUGCUGGCUCCCGAACCAUCUGCAGACCAUCCUCUAGCUGUAAAACCAGCAGAAGAAUCACCUGAGAAGAAGACCACUGGCCUUUGGGAUGUUUUUGCUUCUAAGUGGCAGCAAACUUCAGCUCUGGAAAAAAUGACUGCCAAGGUGGACCCUAGGGAGGAAAUGGCUGAGGGCAGUGGGGGGUCUGGGGUGAUGCCAGCUGAGGAAGUCAGUGACCUUGGCGAUGACAAUGAUCUCCGAGAAGCUGAAGGUGUGGCCUUCAAGUGGAGCUUCCUAACCAACAAAUUGGCUGAGCUGAAGAACAAGAAUAUUCCCAAAAGUAACUAGGACAGACACAGAAAUGGAGGACUUUGAGUGAGUGACCCUUUCUCGGUAAUAACAAUAUAUUUUAUUA